This is a messenger RNA of Venustampulla echinocandica, 1893 nucleotides long. RefSeq lists its product as uncharacterized. The coding region runs from base 1 to 1893 and encodes 630 amino acids. The transcript has 6 exons. The record is from RefSeq and is a predicted model, not a curated record. Gene Ontology annotation, cellular component: mitochondrion. NCBI's taxonomy places the organism in Eukaryota, Fungi, Ascomycota, Leotiomycetes, Helotiales, Pleuroascaceae. Gene Ontology annotation, biological process: lactate catabolic process. Gene Ontology annotation, molecular function: D-lactate dehydrogenase (cytochrome) activity; D-lactate dehydrogenase (NAD+) activity; FAD binding.
AUGACCUACCCACAUGAAUUGGGCUGCCCGCAGAGGACCCACGACAUGAUUCCAUGCGACCAAGUGAACCGCAACACGAGAAUGGAUGAAUCACAAUACGCACCAGGUAUUCCUGGCCGGGUUGCCGACUACGCAGAUUCUUACAAGAAACGAUUCGAAGCCAACGCCACAACCAGCUCAAGUUCGGCACGUACAGAGUCUGCCGACAAACUGCCAAUCCUCCCACCCGGGGUAAGUAGAGAGGCUUUCAAUAAGGCGAUUGUAGAACUAAAGCAACUGGUCGACGGGCAAGUUGAAUUGGUCGAUGGCGAGCUUAACGAUGGGUGGUACUUGGACCGGCCACUCACUCAUGAUGCUUUUGCCCUGGGAAACCAGGAUGACUACGUCAAUAGCGCCAUAUGCUCGCCUGCGAAUGUAGAGCAGGUACAAUCAGUGGUUCGGUGGGCCAAUAAAUGGCUUAUUCCUAUCUACCCUAUCUCUAUGGGGAGAAACCUGGGUUAUGGAGGCGCAGCCGCCCGCGUGAAGGGCUCCGUUGUAAUUGACUUGGGAAAGAGAAUGAACAAAGUACUGGAACUGGAUGAGAAGAGUGCGUUUUGUCUGCUUGAGCCAGGUGUCACAUACUACAUGCUCUACGACGAAAUCAAAAAAUCUGGCAAGGAUCUCUGGGUCGACGUGCCUGAUUUGGGUGGUGGGAGUGUCAUGGGAAACGCCCUAGAUCGAGGAGUAGGCUACACGCCAUAUGGAGAUCACUUUGGAAUGCACUGUGGGAUGGAGAUUAUCCUUCCAAAUGGAGAGCUACUCAGAACCGGGAUGGGGGCUCUCCCAGAUACCAACACGUCGCAUGGAAGUGCAAACACGUGGCAAUUGUUUCAAUAUGGCUUUGGGCCGUACCCAGAUGGCUUGUUUAGCCAGUCAAACUAUGGUAUCGUGACAAAGAUGGGCUUUUGGCUGAUGCCGAACCCAAAAGGUCAUCAGACCUUUCAGAUUACAUUUCAGAAGGAGGAUGAUCUUCAUGAAAUCAUAGAAACCAUCAGACCACUUCGUAUCCGAAAUAUCAUCCCUAACGUCCCUCAUCUUCGACACAUCAUGCAAGAAGCUAGCGUAUACGGAGAUAGAAAGUCUUUCUGGGAUGGCGAAGGACCCAUACCGCAUGACCGUAUUGACGAACUUGUAGCUCCAAAGCUCUGGAUGGGCUCCUUCCGGUGGAUCCUUUAUAUAUGUGUCUAUGGCCCAGCCGUCAUCCGCAACGCACACAUCGAAGUUAUCCGAGAAGAAUUUUACAAAAUCCCGGGAGCAAAGAUAAUGUUUCCUGAGGAAACACCUCAAUAUUCGUACUUAAAUAGCCGGGUCAACAUCUACGCUGGAGUUCCUGAUCUUCGCGAGCUUGAUUGGGUCAUGUGGCUUCCGAAUGGCUCCCAUACGGCUUUCAGUCCCAUCAGCCCGACGACUGGUGAGGAUGCAGUAAAACAAUACCAGAUGACGAAGCGAAUCCACGAAAAGUAUGGCUUUGACUACUUUCCCACCUUCUGCGUCGGAUGGCGCGAAAUACAUCACAUCGUCAUGAUCAUUUAUGAUCGCAAGUGUGAAGACAGCAGAAACCGUGCUCAUGCGAUGAUGCGUGAACUCGUAGCAGAAGGUGCUAGGCUAGGUAUGGGAGAGUACAGGACGCAUCUCGCGCUGCAAGAUCAGGUUAUGAACACCUAUGAUUAUAAUGAUGGGGCGUUGCUCAAGUUCAACAACAAGUUGAAGAAUACGCUGGAUCCGAAUGGGAUCUUAGCGCCGGGGAGGAAUGGCAUCUGGGGUCAGCAUUGGCAAUUGACAGGCCCGGAUGGGUCUCAAGCGGAGCGUUGCAACCCAGUGGCUGAUAAAUUGCCCAAGACAGCAAAGCUUUAG